CCCUAGCCGGCCCUCUCUCGACGCCGCCGAAGAGGCUAGGCUGUGGGUGCGAGAGGGCCGGGUCGGGGAGAGGAUCGAGAAGACGACCGGCCGGCCGGCCGGACACAGAGAGUAGAGAGAGUAGAGACGAGACACACGGGGUACGAAUAGUUGCGCUUGCACGUUGACAUUAAAGUUGGUUGCAUCGUAGUGGUUGAGCUGCUUAUUUGGACUGUCACAAUGAGUUUGUACAGAAACUCAGUGUUUCUCAUCAAAGGUGUGAGAGAAUUCUGCAAGAGUGGUUACGAGCAUGCAGCUAAGAGUUUUGAAGCUGGAGCUCUUGAUGUUGACUUAACAUCGCUCUUCAUGAUCACUGGUGCGAACAGCGGAAUAGGAAAAUGUGCUGCUCUGGAACUAGCAAGAAGAGGUGGCACUGUGCACAUGGUGUGUCGAAAUCCAGAAAGAGGGGAGGAGGCACUGAAAGAAAUCACUGAGGCCAGCGGAAAUGAGAAUGUUCACCUUCACAUACUGGACAUGUCGAAACCAAAGGGAGUUCAUGCGUUCGCAGAGCAGUUCAAAGAAAAAGAGACAAAACUCAACGCACUGGUAAACAAUGCAGGAUGUAUGGUGAACACCCGGGAGGUGACGGAGGAAGGUUUAGAGAAGAACUUUGCCACCAACACCAUGGGAACAUUUCUAUUAACGACAGCAUUGAUCCCAUUGCUCAGCAACGCACAGGGGUCCAGAGUUAUAACAGUUUCUUCUGGAGGAAUGUACACACAGAAGCUAGAUCUUACUGAUCUUCAAAGUGAACGUUUGUCCAAGUUUGAUGGCACGAUGGUUUAUGCACAAAACAAGCGUCAGCAAGUUGUAAUGACAGAGAUGUGGGCUAAAACUUAUCCCAAAGUGCACUUCUCUGUGAUGCAUCCAGGCUGGGCCGACACUCCAGCCGUCCGAACCUCCAUGCCGGAAUUCCAUAAGACAUUUAAGGACCGGCUAAGAUCACCAGAGCAGGGAGGUGAUACAAUUACAUGGCUGUGUAUCGCUAAAGCUGUGCUUGAUCAACCAAGUGGGCAGUUUUACUUGGAUCGGAAAGCUGUUGCUACCCACCUUGCUCUCGCAUGGACCAAAUCUAAGAUGGAGACGAAGGAGCAACUCAUGAAGACACUUGAUGAAAUGGCGACUCCAUUCAGAGUCGUCCAACAGUAGAGGUCAGGGGUCAAAUUCAAUGAUGGUCACCAAUUAGUAGAGGUCAACUGUUGCAUCAUGCAGACUAUUUACUUUGUGUUCAUAAUAGAGGGAACUUUAUAUUUUUGAUGUGUAGGUGUAUUUCAUGCUAAAUGUGCCACCCACCGACUUGGUUCAUCCUAUCAGUGUAUUUGAAUGGCAAUCAGGGCCCAAUUUCAUAGAGCUGCCAAGCACAAAAAAUUUGCUUAGCAUGAAAUUUCUUUCUUGAUAAAAA
Messenger RNA from Asterias rubens (European starfish), 1441 nucleotides. RefSeq names its product dehydrogenase/reductase SDR family member 12-like. NCBI's taxonomy places the organism in Eukaryota, Metazoa, Echinodermata, Asteroidea, Forcipulatida, Asteriidae. The record is from RefSeq and is a predicted model, not a curated record.